This is a messenger RNA of Oryzias melastigma (Indian medaka), 3275 nucleotides long. RefSeq names its product interphotoreceptor matrix proteoglycan 2a. The record is from RefSeq and is a predicted model, not a curated record. The transcript has 8 exons. Bases 573 to 1655 code for a protein of 360 amino acids. Gene Ontology annotation, biological process: visual perception. Gene Ontology annotation, molecular function: heparin binding; hyaluronic acid binding. NCBI's taxonomy places the organism in Eukaryota, Metazoa, Chordata, Actinopteri, Beloniformes, Adrianichthyidae.
GAGAAGGGUAGGAGAAGACAGUGAGAUAAUCACUUUCAUAUCUAAAAACUAACCAUUUUUGAGGUGGUUUUGUGAAACUAUUGUGAGUUAUUAACUGGCUUUUUCUCUGCAUUUUUUUUAAAUGUCUGAAUUAAAUUAUACACUAUAGAUUUAAUACAAUUUGCAAAUUUAUCACAUUCUUAUCACAGUCUUCUUGGCUAAGAUUUUUUACCCAUGUAUGUGUAAAAUGAUUAACUCAAAGGAAGCAAACACCAAACAAAUAUGUCAGAAUAAUAAGAAAGCUGCACACAGUAAUGGAGCAACAGAAAAAAGUGAUGCGGGGUUUUAAAAGAAAAAGCAAAAUGAACAGAGAUGGUGGUAUAUUCUAGGUUUGUUCGCUGGGCUGUAACACUCUCAAUAAAACUUGUUUCAUUUUCUGUCUGUCUCAGAUCAAGACCUCUGUGGUUGGUUCUGAUGACGUCACCUCUGGAGAUCAUGGUGUGGUUUCCUAUGGUUAUGGUUUAACUAACCAAACAGAGGAGGGCAGCACUGGCUUUCCAUCUGGGGGGGAGCACGCCACGGACCAGGCCAGCAUGGCCAUGCCUGUGAACCCCGGACGAGCACUGAUGGUGUUCUUCAGCCUGAGAGUGACUAACAUGAUCUUCUCUGAAGAUCUCUUCAACAAAAGUUCUCCAGAGUACAAGGCUUUGGAACAGCGCUUCCUGGAGCUGCUCGUACCUUAUCUUCAGUCCAACCUGAGUCACUUUGAGAACCUGGAGAUCCUGAACUUCCGGAACGGGAGCAUUGUGGUGAACAGUCGGAUGAAAUUCGGGAGGCCUGUAGCUCGUGGUGUCACAACCACAGUUUACCUGAUCCUGGAGGACUUCUGUAACACAGCGUACCAGACCAUGAACCUGGCCAUCGACAAAUACUCGCUGGAUGUGGAGUCAGGGGAUCAAGCUGACCCGUGUAAAUUCCAGGCGUGCAACGAGUAUGCAGAGUGCAAAGUGAACCGGUGGUCGGGGGAGGCGGAGUGCGUCUGCAACGCGGGGUACUUCAGUGUGGACGGCCUGCCCUGUCAGAGCAUCUGCGAGCUGCAGACAGACUUCUGCCUCAACGAUGGCAAGUGUGACAUAAUCCCCGGUCAGGGAGCCAUCUGCAGGUGUCGAGUGGGGGAGAACUGGUGGUACAGGGGCGAACACUGUGAGGAGUACGUGUCGGAGCCCCUGGUGGUCGGAAUAGCGAUUGCCUCAGUGGCUGGCUUCCUGUUUGUGGCGUCGGGAGUCCUUUUCUUCUUGGCCAGGACGUUGCGGGAUCAGUACGACAAAGAGGAGUCGGAGGACCCCAUACGGCGAGCAGAAAGCCUUCCGUCUUUGGAGAGGGCAACCAAGUACAACCCCAUGUAUGAGAGUGAAGCCACUACUGGCUACAGCCACUACUACCGCCGCUACCCAGAACCUCCGGUGUACAGCAGCGCCAGCGCCGAGGCCUCCACCGACUUCAGCAGCGAGGAGAUACGACACAUUUAUGACAACAGUGAACUGACCAAAGAGGAAAUCCAAGACAGGAUACGCAUCAUAGAACUUUACGCUAAAGACCGCCAGUUUGCUGACUUUGUGCGGCAGCAUCAAGCUGUCCUGGAUACCUGCAGAGAGAACUCCACGUCGCAGAAAUGAACAACAAGAAACACACCGGUCCCAUCCAGACUGAGGCUUUUUGUCAGAUGUCUUCAGCGUGAUCCUAAAGCCGGGACUCUGCCGCCAUCACUGAUGGUCCUUAAGUUCUUCCACUUAACCUUCUAUAGUUCCUUCAGUUUCCUGCGUGCCUUUUCUCAUCUGAGCUUCAGUCGGAUUUCCCACUAGGAGAAACUGGACUGCUUUUUAUGACUUGAAGUGUUAGCACAUGCAACGUAUAUUAAUUAUAGAGUAUUUAUUCAUAUUUUUAAUCAGAUGUUGUCUUCACAACCAUAAACUAUGAGUAUAUUUAGAAUCAAAAUUACUUUUUUGUCCAUUUUUUAACAAGCUGCUGUACUGCUUUCUGUCUGCUUUUAGUUCUUCACAAUGAGACGGGGGGAAAAAUGUUCUGUUUUAGGCAAUGGUGCUAUCAUAGCUUAAAAAGGAAACAUAGUAGUGUACCAUCAUUUUAAAGUUAUGAAUAAAAUAAUCAGCUAUUUCAGUGUUCAACAUUAGAUUUUCCAUUCUAUGUUGCACGCUGUUCUAUUCAUCUGAGAGAUGAUAGACGUGGUUUUGCUGCAGAAGCCUGAAAAUGUAGCUAUUUGCUGGGUUGAUAUUGCAAUUUAUGCAACUCAGACCUUGGAUAACACAGAUUAAAGGGGAAGAAUUGACCCAAAUUGACAUUAUAUUUUGACAUAAAUGACAUUUUGAAGCAUUUGGCUCAGCCAAAAAACAGCAAAGUGAAUGUUUAAAGCAAAAUCAGCUUCUAAAAUGUAUAUUUUGUACUUAUUAGUUUUUAUACUUGUUAAAAGUAAGACAGAGUGUAGAUAUUUCACUAUAAAUGAACUUCAGAAAAGAAGAAAAAACAUUUUGAUUCAUAAAGGUGGCACCAGAAACUCUUUUUACAAGCAGGACAGAACGGACCAAUAGAUUUGAGCAUUGAGUCCUUGAUGGGUAUUGAUUGUUUGGCUUCAAAAUACAACAUUUUGCUUUGAUUUUUUUUUUUUUUGUGUUUUUGCACAGUACUAAUUUUGUGGGGGUAACUGCCUGUUUUUAUUGUGACGGGGAAACAUUUUUCAUUGGAGUUCAAUUGAUAUUGGGAUCUGAUCAGGUAGUGUUGAGUCGCUUUACAUGUAAACAAACUGAGACUCUGAGUAAAGAUUUGGUCAUAUAAAAAAACAACAAUCCUCAGAAGUUUGAAAUGGGAAUUAAUGUCAUAUCUGAGGUUAAAUAGGUCAAACUGUUCAGGCAGGACAACUUCAAUGAACCACCACAAAAGUUCCUGAAGAUCAUCAUUUUUGGGCUUUGUGGGAUCCAAACACCAUUAAUGGAUUCCCCCGCCAGAGUAAUCUGGGAUUUGCUGAUUCUGAUUAAGAUAAUGAAGACAUCUCAGUUCUUCAGGGGUGAAGUGACAUUCUGUUUAAAGACGGUUUAUCAAAACGAAGGUGACUGGAACCAAAUUAGUUCACUGACUGACCUUUGGUUGUCCUGCAAUACAAAUAAACCCAGAGUAAACUGGUCUAACAAAUGACUUCAAACUGUAAUUAUUUUGAGGUAUUUUUCAUCAUAAAUUUCAUCCAUGGGCUGCCAUUUGUAAAUCUGAGAAGUAAAAUUUUGACAACA